UUCUCUCUCUCUCUCUCUCUCUCUCUCUCCACCCAAACCUUCGCCGUGAUGCCAUCGCCGUCGCACGGUGGCGGCGGCGGCGGCGCCGCCGCCGCCUCCGCCCCCACCUCCGGCGCCUCCGCCGGCGCCGAUGGCGAGCUCUUCUUCCUCGUCCACCAAUACCUCGUGGAGAACAACCUCCACGACACCGCUCGCAUGUUCGAGAGGGAGUCCGGAAGCUUCUUCAGCCUCCGCCGCUUCAAGAGGGCGGUGAUCGCCGGCGAUUGGGACGAGGCGGAGUGGUACGUCUCCGGAUUCACGGAUGUCGACUCGAACCCCCAAUCGAAGAAGCUCAUCUUCGAGCUCCGCAGGAUGAAGUACUUCGACACCCACGAUCGGAUGGAGGGGGAGAAGGAGAUGCAAAUUCUCUCGAAUGAUCUCAAACUGUUCGAUACGAAGGAUGCUCUCACCACCCCUCCUGUGAGGGAUAUGCUAUUGCGGAGGGAUUGUGCUUUUGAGGAGCUGAAGGGGCUGAUUGAGAAGAACCAUGAUUUCGAGGGCAAGCUGAAGGAGUUUCCAAAGCUUGAAACGCGGAACCUUCGAACCAUUUUUGGUGCGCCUCUGAUUUCUACUCGUGGCAGCAGGCCUCCUGCACUUGCAGUCCACAGAGGCAUACAGGUGCAAGUAAUGGAAUGUGAGAAUGCUGAAUCAAAAGAGAAAAGAAAAACAUGGGCCAACGUUAUUAGGCCAUCUCAGUGUCAAAUUUUGAGGCUUCAUGAUGAUAUGCCGGCAGCUGAGAUGCAUGAACUGAGAUAUAUGAAUUUGGGGCAUGAUAUAUUGGCACUUGACUCGAGUGGCGUUCACAAGAUAUGGAGAUGGAAAGAAUUUGAUCAAAAUGCUUCUGAAAAGUUAUGGCGACCUGCACUCUGCAUUGGAGUUACCGAUAGAAGUGGUAGCUCUACAAAAGAACUUGUGCAUUGCUUUGCAGUGUCAAGGAGCGAGUCAUAUGCCGUGUCCACAUCAGGCGGAAAAAUAACUUUGUUUGAUCUUCCUACAUUCUCGAACAGGAAAUGUUUCAUGAAUUCCCCUCCUGCAGCAACUUUUCUGGCUCUUGAUGCACAGGAAGACAACAUCAUCGCCAUUGGCAGGGAUGACUCCAGCAUAUUAAUCUAUAAUUUCACAGCCAAUGAGAUCAUAAAAGAGCUAAAGGGGCAUCAUGAGAAGAGAGUAACAGGCCUCGCCUUUUCUACCGAGCUGAAUGUACUCAUAUCAUCAGGAGCAGAUGCUCAGUUAUCCAAAUGGGGCACUCAUGGAUGGGAACAUCAAGGAAGUAAGCGUCUACAAGUACCCACCAUAUCUGCGGGCCGUUUUGCACGGACAAAAGUUCAGUUUCACCAUGAUCAGGUCCAUCUACUGGUUGUCCAUGCGGCGAAGUUAGCUAUAUAUGAUGCAGCGAAACUCGAAUGCCUUCACCAGUGGUGCACCCCAAAACUAUCCAGAAGAUAUAUUACACAUGCAACAUACUCGUGCGUUGCCAAGAUGAUAUAUGCAAGUUUCACUGAUGGAUGUGUGGGAAUACUAACCCCAUCUCUUGAAUUGGGCUGUGUAAUUAGACCUACAGCAUAUCUGAGUGGUCCAAGUUCCGAUCAUGCUGUUUUCUCUGUUUUAUUUGUGUACCCACUUACCAUUGCUGCUCAUCCUUCUGAGCCGAUGCGAUUCGCACUUGGUCUCUCCAACGGCAAAGUCGUAAUUCUAGAGCCUCUUGAAUCAAAUAGAAGUUGGUUAAACCCACCACUAUCACGACCACCGCCGCCAUUACCGAAAAAUACAAUCAACGGUUCCAGCAAUGCUGUUGAGAAAACGAUUCCCGAGAGUCGAUAAUCCUCAUAAAGGUACAGGAAUUUCGAGCACCAACAUUAGAGAAACUUUGUUUCUCAAGUUACGAUCUUUGUGGUAAAUCCUGCACUACCUACACCAAAAUCAUCAGCUCCAAACUCCUUUUUUUACUAUUAUUUUUUUCGCAAGGUGAAACUUAGGGUUAUCACAUUUUUAUGAGAAAAAGCAUUCAUUUUUUAGGUUAUACAUGGAUAUAAGUAGGAAAAACAUACUAGCAAUGGUAAGUGGUUACAAUCUUACCAUGUUCAGUGAAAUCCUUUGCACAGAUAGAGUAGAAGCUAAAAAUUCUUUUGAGCUGGGAAUAACACAUUCUUUUGUAUAAUAAUAGCCUCCUUUUGACACAUUUUUAGUGAAAUGCAACUACUGUUGAUUGAUUCAUGUACUUCUUUGAAGCUUUUUGCUUGUGCUUAUCAAUAAAAGA
Molecule: messenger RNA, 2296 nt
Organism: Ananas comosus (pineapple)
Lineage: Eukaryota; Viridiplantae; Streptophyta; Magnoliopsida; Poales; Bromeliaceae
Product: topless-related protein 1-like
Exons: 13
Coding region: 49-1860 (603 amino acids)
Biological process (GO): regulation of DNA-templated transcription
Molecular function (GO): protein binding
Source: RefSeq, a predicted model, not a curated record